Molecule: messenger RNA, 1510 nt
Organism: Hibiscus syriacus
Lineage: Eukaryota; Viridiplantae; Streptophyta; Magnoliopsida; Malvales; Malvaceae
Product: protein ANTHESIS POMOTING FACTOR 1
Exons: 11
Coding region: 150-1187 (345 amino acids)
Cellular component (GO): Set1C/COMPASS complex
Molecular function (GO): chromatin binding; protein binding
Source: RefSeq, a predicted model, not a curated record
AAGCCUGGUCCUCGCGAAAAAAAAAAUAACUCCGCGACGUUUCUCAUGGCGGUUGUAGGCGUUGAAUAAUCGAACACUCUCCCCGCUACAAUUCUAGGGCUUGUUCCAUUUCUCCGCCCAAAAUAUUCGUAAACCUGCAAGCAUCGAAAAUGGUCGGGCCGCAAUCCGAGAGAGAAGAUAAAGUAUCAUUGGAACUCACCGAGGAAAUCAUUCAAAGCAUGGAAAUCGGCAUGGUUUUUAAAGAUUAUAGCGGUAGAAUCAGUUCAAUGGAUUUUCACAGAACGUCGAAUUAUUUAGUAACUGCUAGUGAAGAUGAAUCCAUCCGCCUUUAUGAUGUUUCCAGCGCCACGUGUUUGAAAACAAUUAAUAGCAAAAAGUAUGGGGUUGAUCGAGUUUGCUUUACUUCACAUCCAACGACAGUUAUUUACUCUUCAAAGAAUGGUUGGGAUGAAUCAUUGCGUCUUCUCUCAUUGCACGAUAACAAGUACUUGCGGUAUUUUAAAGGUCACCAUGACAGAGUUGUUUCGCUUAGCCUAUGCUCACGCAAUGAAAGUUUCAUCUCUGGUUCUCUUGAUAGAACUGUGCUGCUUUGGGAUCAACGAGCAGAGAAAUGUCAGGGCCUUUUACGCGUGCAAGGAAGGCCUGCCAUAUCUUAUGAUGACCAAGGGAUAGUCUUUGCUAUUGCCUUUGGAGGAUACAUCAGAAUGUUCGAUGCUCGCAAGUAUGAAAAGGGUCCUUUUGAAAUCUUUUCUGUUGGGGGAGAUGUAUCCGAUGCUAAUGUUGUAAAGUUCAGCAACGAUGGACGGCUCAUGCUUUUGACAACUAUGGAUGGACAUAUUCAUGUGCUUGAUUCAUUUCGUGGCACGCUUUUAUCCACAUACAAUGUGAAGCCAGUUCCUAAUAAUUGCACGUUAGAGGCAUCUUUUAGCCCUGAGGGAAUGUUUGUUAUAUCAGGUUCAGGCGAUGGUCGUGCAUAUGCCUGGAGUGUAAGGAGUGGAAAAGAAGUUGCAAAUUGGAUGAUGAAUAGUGAACCUUCUGUAAUAAAUUGGAAUUGGAUGAGCACUGACACUGAGCCUCCGUGCAUUAAAUGGGCACCUGGGAAUCUUAUGUUUGUAACCGGAUCUACCGAGCUCUCAUUUUGGAUUCCAGAUCUAUCUAAAUUGGCAGCAUAUGUUGGAAGGAAGUAAGACUCAUUUUUGCUCUUAUAAUCUAUAGUCUUAUUCGUAGCCACAUCGAAUUUGCUGAUAGAGGAUUCGGCACACAUCUUCCUAUCUCUGUUGCUUCGGUCUCUUGCGUAUCAUUUAACUGUUACCAUUUGUCUAGAACUGGAUUGUAGAUGCUCCAGCGCCAACUUUACUGCUCUGGAAAAAUAUAAGAAUGAGAGCUAGCUUACAAUUUAGGUAUAUGUAGUUCCAACUUUCUAUGUUCUUUACUCCGUAGUAUUAUGAUUGCACAGUUCCUUGUUAUGUUGUAAACUUGUAAUUUUGAAUAUGUAUGGUUGUUCGACUCU